AUGGCUGCUCCGGUGGAUCAUCCGAUCAGUGAAGGUGGUACACAUGCAGAGGAGAUGCCGGCCGCACAAGAACAGAGGGAAGAACCAGCAAAUGGUUCUGAAGACGAGGAGUCAAGCAAGAAUUUAGGCCAGGAGGAGGAUUUCGGUUGCUUGCAAAAUGAGCACUUUUUCAUCUUCCCGAGAACCUCAGAGGCUGAUGGAAUACGCUUAACUCGUUUUCUCCCCUUUACUGUCUUCUUGAAUGGCGGAUGGAUGAUAAUGUCGGCCAACUCUGGCGACACUACCCACUGCUCUUUUGGAGGCACUAUAAAGGAGCUGCUGAAAGUCUCCGUUCUUGAGGCUGAAUGGUUCCAUAAAGGCUUUGUCCCGCCACUUGAGGAACGUUUGAACAGUGAGUUAGCCCCAGCUGGCAGUAUUUCCUUCUAUGCAGCAGCAUAUUUUGUUAGAAUGGGAGCUGCAGGGAUUAAAGAGUUUGAAUGGCUGAAGAGCGACCCUAAAAUUGUUAGAGUUGCAUAUAUUGUCGGCCUUCUCCAGUGUGAUAUUGUAUCUCACGAGGAUAAGCAAAAGAGGGGACAUGUUGCCUCUACCGUGGAGUGUUGCAUGAAGGAAUAUGACAUCUCGAAAGAGGAAACAGUUGAAAAGUUUAAGAGAAUUAUGAGUGAUGAAUGGAAGGAUCUGAAUGAGGAGAGCAUGAAGCCAACAACUGUGUCAUCAAAAGUCCUAAUUACUCUUGUCAAUAGUGCUUGCGUAAUAGAAAUUUUCUACAAGGAAAAAGAUGGAGUUACAUGCCCAGAGGCUUUGAAAGAUUACAUCACCAAGCUUAUCAUUCAUCCAAUUCCUAUUUAA
Messenger RNA from Pistacia vera, 846 nucleotides. Its product is annotated as probable terpene synthase 6. Lineage: Eukaryota; Viridiplantae; Streptophyta; Magnoliopsida; Sapindales; Anacardiaceae. Gene Ontology annotation, molecular function: terpene synthase activity; magnesium ion binding. The transcript is spliced from 4 exons. The record is from RefSeq and is a predicted model, not a curated record. Bases 1 to 846 code for a protein of 281 amino acids.